Molecule: messenger RNA, 1476 nt
Organism: Arabidopsis thaliana (thale cress)
Lineage: Eukaryota; Viridiplantae; Streptophyta; Magnoliopsida; Brassicales; Brassicaceae
Product: F-box and associated interaction domains-containing protein
Exons: 1
Coding region: 53-1297 (414 amino acids)
Source: RefSeq, marked reviewed
UUAAUCUUCUUAAUCCCAAAAAAAAAAAAAAAAAAAAACACAAGUCGCUGUCAUGUCUGGGAUGUUAGGGUUAAGCGCCGUCAUGGGAAAACGGCCGAAGCAGCAAGUCACCGCCCGUCCAAGGAAGUGUCCAAUAGAAAAACCGGAGGAGAUACCAGAUGAUCUCUUGAUUGAUGUUUUCUCAAGAUUGUCCAUUGAAGACGUUGCAAGGUGUCGUUGCCUGUCGAGGUUUUGGUCUUCCAUACUACGUCGUCGAUAUUUCACGGAACUGUUCCACAAAAUGUCAUCGACCCGGCCUCGUAUACUAUUCACCUUCCUUUACUAUGGUAAGCGACUCUUUUACUCCAUGCCUCAAGAUCUAGACCCCAGCAACCACUACUCGCCUCUACCUUAUUUUUCGAUAUCAUACUCUCCUAUAUCUGCCCAUUACCAGAUGCAUUUCCCUAAAGUUCUGGGUGCUUCAGCAAAGGUGUGUCCCCCUAUACUUGGCUUGAUCUGUUGCAAAUCUAGUAAGACGAUGAUUUUUAACCCUAGCACAAGAGAGUCAAAGUUCAUUUCAACAACGAAGAGGGUUGGCGUGAAGAGUACUUCAUUUGGGUAUGAUCCUAUCGACAAGCUAUUCAAGGUAUUGUCCAUGUCCGAUGAUUUUGUGUGUCGAGUUUCAACAUUAGGAACGGAAGUAGUGACUUGGAGAACGGUCGAAUGUUCGGUACCCCAUCACCCUUUACAUAGUGAGAUAUGCAUGGAUGGGGUAUUGUAUUAUUUAGCUAGGCGUGUGGGCGAUGAAACUCCAAAACCUUAUAUGGUAGCAGCCUUUGAAGUUAGAUUGGAGAGAUUCAAGUUUCUACCAAUGGAUCUCAGAUGUAAACACAUUGGUUGUUCAGCAGUCAUAGAUUACAAAGGUAAGUUGGCCGUAGUAUGGCUAAAUGUGGAUCGUGACAAUCAACGACACAUAGAAAGUUUUGAGCUGCGUGUUCUAAAUGAUGUUGAUGAAGUGAAAUGGUCUCAAAUUAUUUACGAAUUGCCAAAUUAUUGGAAUAAUCUACCUGCGGAUAUCGACGUAUCCAUUGUUGGGAUGACUAGUGCAGGUGAAAUUGUGUUGGCGACAAGCCAUAUACGGCAUCCUUUCUACAUCUUCUACUACAGUACCGUGACUCUUGCUAUAGUACAACUUCGAAUCGAUUUCGGAAUUGAAGCUCCGGAGGCUAAUCACUGCUCAACGAUGUCGACAUUUGUAAACCAUGUGGAGAAUGUAGAGCUAGCUUGUGGAUUAGGUCUUUCUAGCAUAGCCAUGUAGCUUGCCUUCUAAGGUUGCAUCCAUCUUGUUCGGUUAUUGUUUGAAUGUUCUAUUUAUGAUUGUUUGUUGUAAGCUAUGUUUUAGCUAUUUGAACUUUUCUUGUUAUAAGCUACUUUAAAGCUAUUUGAACUUUUCUUGUUGUAAGCUACUCUAAAGCUAUUUGAACUUUUAUAUUCUUG